UGUUUCAUUUCGGUUUUUUGUUUUUGUUUGGUUGGUUUAUUCGGUUGAGUUUUAUUACUAAUAUCUGAAAGACAACAAAAGCAUCCAGCAGCUAAAAUCUUCAAUGCAAGAACAGUGUUGAAGUUCAUGAUUCGGAUGCAGAACAUUAAACUGCAGCAGCUUUAUUCAUUUUGUACUGGGAUCAUUGAUUCCGAAAGUUGACUCAUUAGAAACAGAAGUCGGAAACGAGCGUGCUUUAUCGGGAAAGAUGAGUGACAGAUGUUGGGUACUAGAAGGCGAGUUGGAAUCGUUAAAUAUGAAAGUUGAUUCGCUAGAAACAAAUGUUGAAAAGGAACGUGCCUUAACGAAGAAGAUGGGAGCCAAAUGUCGGGAAUUAGGUGAGUUGGAAUCCUUGAAUCUGAAAGUUGAUUAUUUAGAAACCGAGACAAAAAAGGAGCGCGUUGUAUCAGGGAAGAUGGGAGACAGGUGUCGCGAAUUAGAACGUGAAUUGGAAUCCUUGGUUUUGAAAGUUGAUUCUCUAGAAACGGAGGUUGAGAAGGAGCGCGCGUUAUCGAAGAAGAUGGGAGUUAAAGGUCGGGAAUUAGAAGGUGAGAUUUCAAGAUUACAAUGUGAAAAUCAGUACCCAAUACCCGCCAUCCGAAAUCCGGAGCUCACGAUGAAACAGGAUACUGAACUAGCAUUGGCUGGUAGUAAAUAUGCUGAUUGCUAGAACACAAUCGCUUCUCUUAGUCGUCAACUAAAAACGCUUGCAACGCUUGAAGACUUCUUGAUUGACACGAACGAAUUCAGUAGACGUAUUUGAGUUAAAGACUGCAGCCUUCUACGAGCAAAACGAUGGCAAGUAAAGAUGUUUUGGUUAUCUUUUUUCUAUAUACAAAGUAACGAUAUUAAGAUUUGUAAAUUGGUGUUGUAUUCAGUCACAUUCAUUCGUAUACGAAAGAUAUUUCAAAAGUUGUGUUAUAUUUAGAUGAAAUUUCGUUUCA
Molecule: messenger RNA, 983 nt
Organism: Helianthus annuus (common sunflower)
Lineage: Eukaryota; Viridiplantae; Streptophyta; Magnoliopsida; Asterales; Asteraceae
Product: filament-like plant protein 3
Exons: 2
Coding region: 248-709 (153 amino acids)
Source: RefSeq, a predicted model, not a curated record